This is a messenger RNA of Diospyros lotus (date-plum), 3475 nucleotides long. Its product is annotated as protein At-4/1. The transcript is spliced from 2 exons. NCBI's taxonomy places the organism in Eukaryota, Viridiplantae, Streptophyta, Magnoliopsida, Ericales, Ebenaceae. Gene Ontology annotation, molecular function: nucleic acid binding; zinc ion binding. The record is from RefSeq and is a predicted model, not a curated record. The coding region runs from base 2255 to 3475 and encodes 406 amino acids.
AGAAAUGGAUUCUCUACUUUCUUCUUUCGAUCAGAUAUACCAUGAUGUGAAGACUGGAAUCAACCACAUCCAAUCGCUGCAAUCCAACUGUGAUGCCCAAGUCAAGAAGCGAGAGGCUCUUCUAGUCACUGCCUGCAGCCUCAAAGCUGGUCAUUCCCUCUAUCUUCCAACUCCCAUUUCUGCUCACUCGCUUUGGCUCCGAAGAAUGGAAAUGUAACUGUUAAUGUCGUGCCAAACUCCUGUGCUUGUUUUCGUUUUUUUCUCCAUUAAGCGAGCAUAUUCUGAUCCUAUUGGAAAUUCUGCUUUCUCGUCGUAUUUAUCUCUGAAAGAAUAAAAUGAAAAGGAGAAUAGGGUGAAGAACAUCGGACAGGCCUGAUUUUGUCAAGAUAUUGGGAAAAAGUUGUCUUUGUUCCUUAGAUUGUCCCUUCUAAGGUCCCAGAUCAUUGGGAAGCUGCAAAUUUAGAGGUUUUGAUUUCCUUUUUCAAGUUUUUUACUUUUUAAGGUCUGCAUCUCUUCAGUGGUUGAAAGAGCCUGCUUGCAUCUGUUCAUAUAUCUGAAACUUUGCUUCAUGUUGAGUUCUAUUUUAUCAUUUAUUUGGGACACAAUAUAGCAUUGGAAUAUCAUAGUUGUGUAAUAAUAUUUUUUUUUCAUUUUAUUAGAUUCGUAGGUCUAAUACUAGAACUAUCAUAGUGACCUCUGAGUGCCAUGUUGAUUUCGUUUUAAGUUCUAUUUCAUCAUUCACUGGGACACAUUGUGGCAUUGUAAUAUAUUUUGCAAUUCAAACAUCAUAGUCGUGUAUUCGUUUUAUUUGAUUCAUAGGUCUAAUAUUAAACUAGCAUGGUGGACCUCUGAGUGCCAUGUGGAGUAAAGUAGCUAAUGGAUGGAGUAUUAUUACUAUUUUAUUUAGUUUCUGGUAUGUAUUUAGUGCCAUGUGGAGUAAAGUAGUGUUGGCAAUGAAGCACCCAAUGACACCGUUUCUCACUUAAAGACCUGGGCAGGAGGGUCAACUGCAACAGUGCCAUGUGGCACUGGAGGGCAGCUCGGCAACCGCCCGGGCGUGCUUCAUCUCGAUUGUGCCCCUUGUCUCGUCCUUUUGCAAUCUGGACCAUCGAUGCUGCCUUUUAUCUGGUGCAAUCUGAGCCUUUCAAAUGCAUCGUGCGACCUCUAUUUAUUUACUGUGCACCGGGAUAUGUAUUGUGACAGACGAGAGAGAGAGAGAGAGUGUUGUCGUUAGGGCUUGAGGGGGUCUUUCUCAUUCCAUGAAUCAGACUCUCUUCGGCUCCUUCUGGUUUUCUCUCUGGUUCGAAUAGGGUAAGCCUCUGAUCUAUUUCUUGUUAUGAUUUUGAGGCAUUUUUGAUAGAGAAAUUGUCUUUGUAAAUACGAGUGAUUGUGAGGCUUGUAUACAGUGUGUUUGUAAACCCUAUUUUUAACUCCGAUAGUGCAGUGAGCUUUCCGUUACCGGAGCUCAACGUGGACGUAGCCCUUUUGGGUGAACCACGGUAAAUCUCUCGUGUUCAUUCUGCUUUCCAUUUUUAUUCAUACUUGUUUGUGGUGUAUGUUGAUUUUCGAUUUCGACUUUGUUGUAUGUUAGAAAGGGUUUUAUAUAAGAGAUUCAGAUUGUGUGUAUGUUUGGGUUGCCUUCUGUUUGCGCAACAAGUGGUAUCAGAGCCUUUUUUCUUUUGAUACGCAAUGUGUGAGUCCUUGAUUAUUUUCUAAUUCAUUCAGAGUCAAGUUAGAGUUGCUAGUCGCCUGGUUAAUCCUUUUUUUUAGCCUCUAGGGUUUUCUGAAAAGUCACGAUCAGUAGGUGUUUACUGUGUGUCUUUGUCAGUGUCUAGGGUUUCAUUAGGAUACCUUCGUGCAAGGCGAAGAUGACAACAACCCGAUUUGAAAUCGGAACAUUUGAUGGAAAGGGGGAUUUCGGGAGUUGGAAAAAGAAGAUGAGAGUAUUACUCUCUCAUCACAAAGUGCUAAUUGCACUUGAAUCGGAUGACAGAAAAUGGUCCACUGAGCAAUUAGCCAGGAUUGAUGAGAUAAGGGAGGAGGCUUUCAACCUGAUAUUUCUCCAUUUGGGGGAUGUUGUUAUCAGAAAGGUAGACGGUAUGACUAACCCCCUUGACCUAUGGAAUAAACUUGAAUCUUUGCAUGCUGUUGUCUUUGCUCCUAACUUAGUUUAUUUGAAAGGUAUGUUAUUCAAUUUUAAAAUGAAUGCAUCGAAAUCUAUAAUAAUAUAGAUGAAUUUACUAAACUUACAGUAAUGUUAAAAGGGACUGACCAAGCCUUAGGUGAUACUAGUGAGGCAAUGAUAUUAUUAAAUUCAUUACCUGAUGAUUACAAUGUGGUUAAACAUGCUUUACAGUACACUGGUAUUGUGCCUACAUUAGAACUUGUAAUUUUUGGUAUCAAGGCUAGGGAAUUAGAACUUCACACCUCUAAAAAAUCCGGUAACAACUUAUUUGUAAAGGGAAAGUUUGAAAAGGGUCAAGGUAGCUUUAACCAAAAUCAAAAUGGGGGUACCGGACAUAUGGGAAAACAAAAUGGGAAGAAGGGAAAACAAAAACAAUCUAAAUGGAAAUGCUACCACUGUGGAAAAGAGGGUCAUAUCAAAAAAUACUGUUAUGAUUUCAUUAAGAAACAGAAACAAGGUGGGAAUGUGACAGUAGCUACCAGUAACUCAAAUGCCUUGGCUGAAAUUUUAAAUAUCUCCUCUACAUCUACUGUAAAUGAAUGGAUUAUGGAUUCUAGAUGCUCCUUUCACACGUGUCCAAAUAUAGAUUGGUUUCAAAACUUUAGCCCUAAAGAAACUGGCACUGUUUUUAUGGGAAAUAAUCAUUCAUGCAAAAUUAAAGGUAUAGGUGACAUCUCUCUGAAACUAUAUGAUAACAAAAUUAGAAUAUUAACUGAUGCGAGAUAUGUACCUGGACUAAAACGAAACUUGAUUUCUCUUGGCACCUUAGAUGAAUUGGGGUUUUCAUAUAAAGCUGAAAAUGGUUUUCUGCAUGUACUUAAGAAUGAUGAUCUUAUUCUCUCUGGUACAAAGAAACAUGGUUUAUAUGUGUUGAAUGGUUACUGCCAUAUUCCAUCUGCAUGCAUGGUUAAAUCUGAUAGAACAGAUUUGUGGCUCUUGAGACUUGGCCAUAUAAGCCAGAAAGGACUACAGACACUGUCCAACCAAGGGUACUUUGGUCCAGUGUCUGCAGAUGCCUUAGGCUUCUGUGAGCCAUGUACCCUAGGCAAGCAACACAGGCUGAGCUUCCCAACGGGAACUCACCUGGCGAAGGUAUGUCUAGAGUAUUUGCACGCAGACCUUUGGGGCCCCUCCCAAGUUCCUUCACAUGGCGGUAACAGGUACUUCUUGUCCAUAAUUGAUGAUUUUUCUAGGAAGGUAUGGAUAUUUUUAAUGAAAUAUAAGGAUCAAACUCUAGAAAAAUUUAGAUCAUGGAAAAUUUUGAUUGAAAAUCAAAACUCUAAGAACUGA